AUGCUGAAGGCGGACUACCACAGAGCCGUGGCGCUGUGCAAGGCCAGCAUCGACGGUGGUUUUGACCUCACAACCUCGCACACCAGCGUGGAGAGCUUGCCCUACGAUGCUCUUCAGAGUCUUCGAAGACAAAUGUUCUCCAGGCACAUCCGCAAGGUGGAUUGGCGAUGCAAACAACGCACAAAGGAGUUUCUGACUCAAUACCGGAAAGGUUCGAGGAUUAUCGAUAUCGCCAGACAACCAGGCCUGCGCUAUUCCCCUUACUUGAUGGCGAGAAUCUUGGUCGGAGCUCUUGAGCCAGGGGCUGCUAUAGCGCAGUUGAUGCGAACGCCUUCUCUUAUCUUGGACGAGCGAUUACGACGCGAGGUGGAGGAGUGCAUAUCUGAUGACAGGGACUACUCGCCACACCUGGACAGAGUCAGGAGAGGUGUGGGAGCCGAGUACGAGUUCGUCUUGCAGCAGAAGCUGCGCGCCAGGGGAGUCGCCUUUGAGUCGGAGUCCGAUUUGAGACAGAAAGGCGCAUACAAGACCCCGGACAUGCUACUACAGACGCCGAUGGCGGUCAAAGGGCCUAGAAAUGAGUGGGUGAUCGUGUCUUGGAUCGACAGCAAAGCCAUGUUCGGGGAUGAGCACACGUAUGUCCAGGAGCACCAAUCGCAGCUUCUCAGCUAUGUCAACAGGUACGGCCCUGGGCUGGUGAUCUACUGGUUUGGCUACGUGGAGACCCUGGUAUCUCCGGAGUUCGACGGCUACAAGAAGGACAUCAUGGUCAAAGCGGACUUUCCCAGCCCAAUCAUGCUCCCUGACGGCCAAGUACUCUAGUGCAUCUAGCGUGCCACAUUUUAGGAGCGUUUCGACGAGCGGGAAGGGGCUGGUUUAAUGCAUAUUCUGACGGGGGCGAUUGUGUGUUUGUAAGUCGGCAUUUGGCUCUAGUUCUCCGAAAUUAUCAGGGGUAAUUUUAUACAUUCUGUAGAUGUAGGGUGCUGAAAGGCGUUUCGUCCAGAAUUUAUUAUUUUGUUGGUGGGGUGUGUACAUGUUGUCGGUGUAAGUUUA
Ectocarpus siliculosus is the source of this 1053-nucleotide messenger RNA. NCBI's taxonomy places the organism in Eukaryota, Phaeophyceae, Ectocarpales, Ectocarpaceae. The record is from the annotation of a GenBank genome assembly.